Molecule: messenger RNA, 1346 nt
Organism: Aricia agestis (brown argus)
Lineage: Eukaryota; Metazoa; Arthropoda; Insecta; Lepidoptera; Lycaenidae
Product: probable tRNA N6-adenosine threonylcarbamoyltransferase, mitochondrial
Exons: 1
Coding region: 108-1331 (407 amino acids)
Biological process (GO): tRNA threonylcarbamoyladenosine modification
Cellular component (GO): mitochondrion
Source: RefSeq, a predicted model, not a curated record
AAAAGUAAAGGAAUUAGUAGUCAUUGUGGGUUAUUCUCUGUCUUAUACAAUUGUUAUAUAUUACACAAUCGAUAUAUAAGCAGUGAUAAAAUCCACUAUUUAAAACUAUGACGAUUUUACUCAAACGUAAACUGCACUCAUUAUUUACCAAGUUUAAUGUAUCAAAGGUAAAACGUUGCAGUAGUACUUUAAUACUAGGAAUCGAGACAUCCUGUGAUGACACUGGAUGUGCUAUAAUAAACAGCGAUGGUAAACUUCUAGCUGAAAAAUGUCAAUCUCAAAACUUGGUACAUCUGCGAAACGGUGGUAUAAUCCCGGAUAUAGCCCAAGACUUACAUCGGACAUAUAUAGAACCAACUGUUAAAUGCACUUUGGCCGAAGCCAAUUUAAAAAUGGAUGACUUAACUGCAGUGGCAGUAACUCUCGAGCCUGGAUUACCUCUCAGCUUAACAGUGGGAAUGAAGUAUGCCAAAUAUUUGUGUAGAAAGUUUAACAAACCUUUAAUUCCUAUUCAUCAUAUGGAAGCACACGCCCUUGUAGCUAGAAUGAAUAAUGAGAUUGAAUUUCCAUUUUUAACAUUACUCAUUUCCGGUGGACACUGUUUGCUGGCUGUGGCAAAAGAUGUAAACCAAUUUAGUUUACUGGGCCAGAGCAUAGAUUUUGCACCUGGUGAACUAUUUGAUAAAGUAGCUAGAAGAAUGAAACUCCGUAACAUUCCAGAAUACUCGGAAAUGUCAGGAGGAAGGGCUGUGGAGGAAGCUGCUUUAAAAGCUGAAAAUCCACACCAAUUCCUUUUCAUGCUUCCUCUUGCUGAUUUUAAAGACUGCAACUUCAGUUUCAAUGGCCUAAAAAGUUCUGUUCUAUACCACACAUUAAAAAAAGAGAAGGAACAUGCAAUAGCUGCUGAUCAACUAAUACCUGAAGUGUAUGAUUUGUGUGCGGCAGCACUGAUGGCUGUCACCAGACAUUUACUUCACCGGACUCAACGAGCUAUGGAAUUUUGUGAAGAAAGUGGUCUGAUCGGGAAAGAUAGAAGACAACUCGUGGUCUCUGGCGGUGUCGCUUGCAAUAACCUGAUAUUCAAAGCGCUUACAGUACUAUGCAACGAGUAUGGUUAUAAAAUUUAUAGACCUCCGCCAAAGCUAUGCACCGAUAAUGGUGUGAUGAUAGCGUGGAAUGGCCUCGAGAAAUGGAGAAAAAACAUUGAUGUCUUUCAUGACUUUAGUAAAUUGGAUAUAAAAGCAACAAGUCCUUUGGGUGAAGAUCUUAGUGGCAAAGUAUCUAAAGCCCAAAUGAAAAUAAAACUAAUAAAAGUAAAAUUUCAAAAUUGAGAGAUUCUGUUUAUU